This is a messenger RNA of Diospyros lotus (date-plum), 1407 nucleotides long. RefSeq names its product ADP-ribosylation factor 1. Gene Ontology annotation, molecular function: GTP binding; GTPase activity. The transcript has 7 exons. NCBI's taxonomy places the organism in Eukaryota, Viridiplantae, Streptophyta, Magnoliopsida, Ericales, Ebenaceae. The coding region runs from base 333 to 923 and encodes 196 amino acids. Gene Ontology annotation, biological process: vesicle-mediated transport; intracellular protein transport. The record is from RefSeq and is a predicted model, not a curated record. Gene Ontology annotation, cellular component: cytoplasm.
ACCACCCAGGUUUAUGAAAUUUACCCAUUAUUGCAUUGUAUAGAGGACGCGAAGGAAAAGUCUAUUAUUCUCCACGGAAGUGAAUAUAUUAACUAAUGGCAUUCAUAUAUUACUUGAUCUUGGGUUUCGAUAUCAUUCAUUGAUGAUGAUGAUGAUGAUGAUGAUGAUGAUAAUAAUAAUAAUAUGCAUUGAUCCAUCUCUUUGCAUAACAAAAAUCAUCAUUGCAAGUAAAGGAGAACAUUUCUCACUUUUUUUGGUCUCUUCUUCCGUUUCCUGCAGUUGAAACUUCUUUCAACUCUGUCGACCAUUUCUUCGGUCGAAGUGCACUUGGCAUGGGGGCGGCAAUGUCAAGGCUUGCUAAACAGUUUCUUGGAAAGCGCGAUGUCAAAAUUCUGAUGCUGGGUCUCGAUGCUUCGGGAAAGACAACCAUUUUGUACAAGUUGAAGCUGGGGGAUGUCCUUACAACCGUACCCACAAUUGGUUUUAAUGUCGAAGCACUAGCAUACAGAAACAUCAGCUUCACCGUGUGGGAUGUAGGAGGGCAAGCCAAGAUUCGGUCUUUGUGGCGACAUUACUUCAGAAAUACCCAGGGGAUCAUUUUUGUGGUCGACAGCAAUGACAGAGGAAGAAUCUCAGAAGCCCGAAGGGAGCUGCAUCAGAUUCUGAGUGAGGAUGAACUAAAGGAUGCUUGCUUGCUUGUUUUUGCCAACAAGCAAGACCUUCCGCAUGCCAUGUUUGCUUCCGAGGUUGCUGACAAACUCGGCCUGCAUUUACUUCGCCGGCAUCGAUGGUACAUCCAGGGAAUUUCUGCAACCUCCGGCCGAGGUCUUUACGAGGGUCUCGAUUGGUUAUCCAGCAACAUUCCCAGCAAGACAGCAAUGAGCAGCCUGACUAAAGAAGUUGGAUCUAGUCUCACCAGCUGACUGAUAUUUUUAGCCCAUUCGUCGUGAAGAGAAAUUGUAUCUUCUUGGUGAUUAGUCGUCCCGUUCCAUCUCCAACUCUACUUAAGGUGGUGGUAGUUCACGGCAUAGGUGCAUUAGGAUGCCCGGGAGGUCUCAAGUUUGAAUCUGGAGCAGCCUUGCUUUGCCAUUUGAGACUUGUCUAGCCGUUUGCUAUGAGAUUAUCUUAGGUGGCUUAACUUAUGAAGAAUAUAAAUCUCCCAACAUUGUGCAUUUUGUUUUGCAUAAUUUAUGGUAGCUCUAACUAAAAGAGGAUCCACAAUGAUUAAACUACUUGUGUGUUAAAAUUUUUUGCAUGUACCUAUCAACCCAAAUCAAAUGAAGAUUAUGAUAUAAGAAACUAAUACAUGAUCUCUAUUUGUAUGAAAUCACCCAUUUAGAAAGAUAUAAUGACAAAGAUAAAUUUUAUGUUUUUAUGACAUAAAGGUAAAGAAAUGGAGCGACUGUU